Phalacrocorax carbo (great cormorant) is the source of this 1019-nucleotide messenger RNA. The record is from RefSeq and is a predicted model, not a curated record. NCBI's taxonomy places the organism in Eukaryota, Metazoa, Chordata, Aves, Suliformes, Phalacrocoracidae.
GCGGGCACAGAGGGGGUCGGGGGGGUGUUCCUUCCCGUCCGGCCCGGCCUGAGCGGGGCGAGCGGCUGGGCCCGGCGCUCAGCGGAGCCGCCGCCGCCAUGUUCCGCCGCAAGCUCUCGGCGCUCGACUACCACAACCCGGCCGGCUUCAACUGCAGGGAUGAAACAGAAUUCAGGAAUUUUAUUGUCUGGCUUGAAGACCAGAAAAUCAGACACUACAAGAUCGAAGACCGAGGGAAUUUAAGAAACAUACACAGUGAUGACUGGCCCAAAUCGUUUGAAAAGUAUAUGAAAGAUGUAAACUGUCCUUUCAAAAUGCAAGAGCGACAAGAAACAGUGGACUGGCUUCUCGGCUUAGCGGUUAGGCUCGAGUAUGGAGAUAAUGCUGAUAAGUACAAGGAUUCUACCCCUGAUGGUGCUAAAAAUACUGACAAUACAGCAAAAAACGCAGAACCGCUGAUUAACUUGGAUGUGAAUAAUCCUGAUUUCAAGGCUGGAGUGAUGGCUUUAGCUAAUCUGCUCCAAAUUCAGCGACACGAUGAUUACUUGGUGAUGCUUAAGGCAAUUCGCAUUUUGGUUCAAGAGCGCUUGACGCAGGACGCCAUCGCGAAGGCCAGUCAGUCCAAGGAGGGUUUGCCUGUUGCUUUAGAAAAGCACAUUCUUGGUUUUGACACAGGAGACGCUGUUCUCAAUGAAGCUGCCCAGAUCCUCCGACUGCUGCAUAUAGAGGAGCUCCGAGAGCUGCAAACAAAAAUUAACGAAGCGAUUGUAGCAGUGCAGGCGAUUAUUGCUGACCCCAAGACGGACCACAGACUGGGGAAAGUCGGGAGAUGAACAGAGAAAAGCUUUGUCUCUUGUGUGCUUAGUACAGUUAGGAACCAUGUACAACUCCGUACAACUCUGGCAUGCAGUUUGAAAUGGUAUUAUUUUACUGUUUUAAAAGAAAACAGGAAAUUGAAUUCUGACUUCUAAUGAAUUAUCAUUUUUCUUUAAAUAAACAAAGCUGGGGAAAAUAGACAA